GUACCUGUACACCGGUAUCUGGGGCGUCUGGGGGGUGUUUUGGGGCAUCGGGACGCCUUGCUCUGGCUCCGGUGCGGCUGUGUGGGGCGCGGAGGGAGGAGGGACCUCGGUCCGUCCUGCCAGCCCCGCCUCCUUGGGUCCGUUUUUGUUUCCACUUCUGCAAUGGAGGAGCCCCGAGCCGUCUCCUCAGCUGGCCGGGUCAUUGCCUGGGCACACGGAGCCCCAGAGUCCCCCUAGAGGCCGUGGGUCGUGGUGUAUCCCGCCUGGCUGUGAAUUAGGGGCCUCUUUUAUUGUUGUGUGAUCGGCCUGGCAUUGUUUACAUCCGAUACCUCACAUGCUGACCCUCCCCCUCCCCUGCCCGGAGCGCCCGACCUUACCUUGCCUCGCCUUACCUUACCUUACCUCGCUCUGCCUUGCCCUGGCGACACAGGUUGUGGUUCAGUGAACCUGCGAUCCAAUAUCAUGAAGUGAACGAUGUACAUCUGAAAUGUCAAGAAAUCGGGUCGACGUGUUAACGGCAUAGCAAGGCUGGGGUGCAGAGAAGCGCAGAGCCGAGGCACAGCAUGGCGACUCCCAACAGCGAACCGAUGGGGAGGCUCAAGAAGUUCCUGGUGAUGGGCAACAACCCCACAGAAAGAUAUGGAGUCCACAUGAUACGUGAUGUGAUCAACUGGUACCAGGGCUUUGAGCGAAGUUGCCGCAAGGGUCAAGAGGUGGUGCUGACAAACAUCACCAAGCCCUUAGAGGCACUGCUGGAGGCCUCGGUGAUCCCUACCAUGGUGAAAGAGGGCAAGGCAGAGGCUAUCAUGGAUACCCUUCGCACCUACAGCCAGCUCUCCUACGUCGAUAAGGAGGCACUGGUGUUGUGCUUGGCUGUGGCAUCCAAGCAGAGCGACCAGAAGAAGCUGGUGACGGACGCCCACUCAGCUGUGCGGGAACUGUGCACUGACACCCACCUCUUCUUCCUCUUCAUACAUAUCUCCAAGAUGAUCGCCAGGAUAAAUGGUUACUCAGGUUGGGGUCGAGGGCUGCGACGGGCAGUCAGCGAGUGGUACCUGUCCUGGGAGCCACAACGUCUGGCCCUGGAGGUGACGCGGCACUCCAGUGCUCACGGGUGGACUCACAGGGAUGUCAUCAGGCUGGCCCACCUCAAGCUGAAGGACAUGCCAUUGGGGACCCAGGUGGUACUUCACUACGUCUUCCUGGGCCUGGAGAAGACCAAGGACAAGUACACAGGCCAGGAAAACACCUCCGAACUGCUGGAGCUGCUGCAGGCUCUUGAUCGACACCCACACUCAUCCUCUACCCCACAGGCCGGGGAGGUAGCGUGGGACCAAGACCAGGUGAUCAACAAGGCCAACAAGGUGCACGCCCAGUUUGGCAGCCUCAACCUGCACGACGUCCCCUCACAGAGUCUCAAGUCACAGGAGGUUUGGUCUCAUCUCCUGGACAAGCUGGACGGACAGAGUGUGGUGGCCAGCGUGAACCGCCUGGCGCGAUGCAACUUCCUUGCUGCCACCACUGAGGCCGCUGCCGCCCCCCUGCAGGGCCAGCUAGUGGAUCGCCUCACUCAGGAUGAUGUGGCAGCCUCAGGCACCACCCCAGCACAGGUCCUCAUGACCCUACAUGCCUAUGAGCACCCCACCAGGUUCAUUGCGGUGGGGGGUGGCAAGGGUGCAGACAGGAAGGCCAAGGGCGAAACUAAAGUGCCGCGUCCCCCCGGUAAGGUGUCCUCGAGAAGACCAACAAGAGUCAACCCCAAAGUAGUGGAUGCACUUCACUCGCUGCUAACAGCCAGUGCCAGGAAUGCAGAGCAGACAACACGUAGACUGGGCAUCUGUGUUGACGUUCGGGGCACCAUGGGCACCAGCCACGUGUGGACGGGCAACCCGGUGGGCAAGGGAGAGGUGACAGGACACGAGGCUGCUGCCACCACCAUACUGACGCUCACCUCGGGGGGCACCUGUCCGGCGACCACCACCCUCGCUUUCUCCGGCACCACAUUUUCAGAACUCAAGCUCACCGAGGGCAUCACUGUGCUCCAGCUCAUUGAGAAGUUUAGAGAGACUGUGAUUGGCGAGGUCAACGUGGAAAGGGCACUCAACUGGGGGAAGACGCACCAGGCGGAGACAUUGGUGGUGCUGACCCACCGCCUGGAGCAGUCCACCAUCACUUCUGCCACUGCCGCCCUCCAGCGCCACAACGAGGCCAACAACACACAGACAAGACUGGUGUUGUGUGGGCUGUGCUCAAGACACAUCAGUGUCCCACACUCUGAUGACCUGCUUGUGGUGUUGGGCUUCCACCAGCGGACACCCACCAUUAUCAGGGCCUUCCACGAGCGCUACUUUUGAGGCUCCCGGCCUGCCCACUGCCGUCAAUGCUGCUGCUGCUGCUGCUGCUCCAGAUCUGCAAGUGACAAUUGAUCUUGUUAAAUGUUACACUAUACGUUACAUUAGGAAGGUCAGUUGGCUGGGAUGCUUGCCUGUCCCUUUCCUUCUAGCAUAAUAGCUAGCAAAAUGGUCCUGUCCUUAGAGUGGGGCUAUUUUCCAUUGUUUCCAGGGAUACCAGGUUUAUCAAUACAUGUAAGGACACAUAUUUCCUGCAAUAUAUUUUACUUGUUGUGUGAAUUAAAGAUAUACAGGUAUACAGUAGUACAUUUUAUAUACAAUAUCAUACUGUUUGCUGUUUGUCUUCCUCAGUAAACAGAGGUGUCAUUGAAUCUGAGCCAGAGUGCGUGUGUCUGGCCUCAGCGUGGCAGAUCAGAGUGGUGCUGCACCCUCAAUGAGCCACUCCAAGCUACAAACUUGAGCUUUCAUGUUACUGUGCUGGUUUAACAAUAUUUCACAGAGGAAAUAUUUUUGGUGCCUUGACAAAAUUUCAUCCUCAUUAGCUAACAGUUGCAGUGCUUGAAGUCCUUUCAAAGUGGUGGGGAAGAAUGCAAACUUCAUACAACAAAUCACAGCAAGAAAGUGUAAUAUGUAUUUGCUUCACUGAGAACUAGCAGUGAUGAGGGAGAGUAAGUGUUUCUGUGUGUCACUACUACUUGUGCACUGUGAACUAAACACUGUGCACAGAUCUCCUUUGCUGAGUGGUUUAUGCACUCAUGGGCUGCACCUCACUAAGGUUAAAAGUAAAGCUGCCACAAACAAGAGGUUAGCUGAGGAAGCACUCUGACCCCAACUGUUUUGAGAGUCCUUGUCUGUAUUCCCUAAUGUGUUGUGCUCCAGAUGGUCACUUUUACUACUUUAUGUCAAUGUUUUACUUGUUUGUGUUCAGGUUUUGUGCUAACUCAUUACUUUCAUGUGGACUAGACAUGGGAUGGCAGCUGCCUGGCAUGGAAUGUGUUUGUAAACAUUAUGUGAAAGUGUGGAAAAGAAUUUAACAGGAUAAAAAUGGUCUUGGCAAGAGAUUAUUUUCAAAGAGGACCUUGAAGUACUUAAUGAGAAAAAAAAAUCACUUUUUAAACCUUGACAUAUGUAGUGACAGGAUUUUAUUUGACAAGGCUUUUUGAUAUUUUAAUGUGUGCUAUUAUUAUGAUAUGUAUGAAGUUUUAGGGUACAAGGUAGUAUAGGAAGUCCUGGUGACAUGAGCUUCUCAGAAAUAUUUGCAUCAAGCUCCUUGCUCAGAACAGUUAUUUUCACUUGGGUAUUUCUGUUUUCACACAAGUAAGUGGAAUAAUGUCAUAGGGAAGGAGGGGGAGCAAUCAUGCUUGGUAACCAAUUCUAUUUUAUCCAUAGGCUCUCAACCUCCCUCUGAAAAACAAUAAUAUGGAGCAAAAUUACAAAUCAAUUAACUUGUUACAGAGGACUUCCUGUGCGUCACUUUACUGAUAUUUCCAGCUUUAUUUAUUUAAUUAGCUUGCUUCUUAUCUAAGAAAGCAAUUAUUUUAUUAUUUAUUUGACUGAUUUUGGAAACAAAGUUUUGUUGAUUAAGGAAAUUUCUGAGCUUUGUUUGAGUAACACCAUAUUAUAUGAAUCAGGAUUUAGAAUUUUAAUAUUUGCAUAUAUAAAAUAAACAAUGAAUUUUCAAUAUUGACUUGAUAACUGAAAGACUGUUGUUAAACUAGGUUUUGGGUGCCUUGCUAAAUUGUUCACAAACUUCAUGUUGUCCUGGGUGGGAAUUUUUUUCUGCAUUGCAUGAAAUGAAGAGAAGAAACAGUAAUGCUUUGAGGGUUGCACUAUACAAGCAUUGUGGUGAGUGUCACAGCUCAGGGUGGCAUCUUGGGGAACAAAGGCUCCUGUCAUGAGGGUUCAUACAUGGCUUGGGUGAGCCAUGGUCAACAUAUCUGUCAACUCCUCAGGUUGCUGUCACCUGGAUCUUCCCAACUCAUGCCAAACUAACACUUCUUAUACACAUAAAAUAUACUGCCUCCUAUUCUAAAUAGUGGCAGUCUGCAAGCUGGAAAACAAAACCAAUACACACAUAAACAACAACUCAUUUCCUGCUACUCACCUGUCUACCUACCUUUUCUACACACACACACACACACACACACACACAUACACUACUGGCUUCAGCUUCUCUUCAAGAACACAGAAGGAAGCUUUCCCUCAGAAAAUCUUCCCUGGAAAAGAAAAAAGAAACUGAUUAACAUUUGGAUAUCUACAUUUUGACAUUAUUGCUUUGUGUUCAUUUACUGUAAUGAAUGGGAAAGACGCUCAGUUUAUUGAGGAAAAAUAAUGCAUCAUUAUAGUUUGUAGCUGAAAAAUAGGUGUGGACUAUGAAUUUUAUUUAUUAAGAGAUACCUUAGGAAUCUGAACAAGUAUUAAUAUCUAUUACCAACUAUGACUCAAAGAGUUAUUUUUCAAGUGAGAUAGAAAGUAAUGCUUGGUGUUGUAACGUGGUGAACACACUGACGCAGCUGCUGGUCACCAAAACGUUUGGCGUGUGUCCACUGGUGACUAACAACAAGUGGGAACACCCGAUGACUAAAUACCAAUGGCAAACCCCGGUGCACGUGGCCUGUGAAAAAAAGUUGAUAUUAUUAAGUUUUAUACAUCAGUAAAAUGGAAACAUUGUUUUAUGAUAAUGAGAAUGGUGUCAAUCUCUAGUCUACGAGCAAAUGAAUGGGGAUAUAGAAUAUUUAUAAAGUGUCAGGUUUACCCAAAAUAUAAUAAGGCUUUCCAGCAGACAAUAUGAUUGCACAGAUGAAACUUAACUUAAUGCAGUGAUAAUGUUCAUAUCACAAGCACUGCUUGCAAACAGCACUGUAUGGUACAAGGGAAGAAUCUGUGUGGAACAAGGAAACAUAUUUUAUGAUCUCAUGAAGCAUUUGUAAAGCAGAGAGUUUUAUCAUGUGGUAUGAAGGUAGUGUAAUGAGGGUAAAUAUCUGGAGGAGUGGAAGCUAAUGAACUUAAGUAAUAUUUUAAUGUUUAAGAAUAACAGUUAUGAAUAAAACUGCCUGGACAUAAGGUACUACUAUGAAGCUGUUCACUAUGAAUAGCACUUGAGUAUGCAUGCAUGGUGCAGCUACAGAGCAGUGUUUGGGUGCAUAUAUUAUACUUACCACAGUUACUGGUGCACCCAAGGGGUUGGAGAUUCCUUGCUAAGAACACUGCCUCUGAGACUUAAAUUACAUUACUUUCAAGACAGCUACAAUUUAUCAAUGUUGUCUCCUCUGCACAGACCAGCUGCUUGGUUAUUCCCUGACUCACUGGGUGCACCACUGUCCAACAGUUUGCACCUCCGUUUUGUUGAGGAAGAAGGAUUUCUAGUGAUAUGCUGCUAUGUUUUACAACAGCAAGGAAAAACUGUACACACAGGAUGUGUUCAAGAAGACCUGUAAAGAAGUAAAGAAUAUCUUGUCCCUAGAUGUUCUGAAACUGCUAUCUAAGUAUUUAUUUAUAUUUAAGUUUACUGCAAAGUUUGUGGAGCAAACGAUAUGAAAAUUUUGUUUUCUUAUAAGCUGGCUUGCAGUUUUGUGAUACAGGCAAGAAUCCAUGUUAUGUAUAUUGAUGUUCAAAGUUCAAAGUAAGCAUUGUUAUAGGUCUUAAAAGUAAGACCACAUCUCAGUCCAUGGUCUUGCAUAUUCUCUCUUUGUGUUCAGUGAAAGACAUGAAGAAUGAAACAAAGGAACUGCACAUAAACCCCACAAAACCUGCAGAACAUAAGCCCUGUCAGGUGUUUAUGUCCUUGUUGAUCACUGACAGUGUGAGGAUGGUUUGUGUGUCAACAGGACAGAGGUGAGGGGGUGGGUGAUGCAGGUCAGCAUUUUCCAAUAGGAAGCUAACUUGAACUGACAAGUUGUAAGGAAAAUAUGUAUGGAACAGUUCCUCUCAAUGUUUACAAGUAGUUCUGCAAUAAUAGAGGCAAUCAUAUCUGCUAAUGGCGUAAAAUAUUAGUGAGUUCAAAUAAAAGAGAUAUGUAUAUGGAAAAGUAUAAGAUAAAAGCAUAUCCUUCUCACUGAUAAAUUGAGUUGUGGUCUUGCAAGCCAGACUGCAGGGUGAAUGGGGAAUGUGAAAAGUUGCUGCUAUGUGAAGGGCAGCGGUGUACCCAUCAGUCCUUGUGUCAGGAGUCAAGUUGCUAGCUCCAUACCCACCACUAUCACCUCCUUAGAGAGUAGCAUUUCCCCUCCUUCCCUGACUCCAUACUCUCCAUUUGCUUUAACCAUCUCAUACAUAAUAUACGUGUGCAGCCAUAGCGUAUGCCCCCAACUUUACCUACCUAUACAGCUCUACUAUCAACACACCUUAGAGAGUAACACUUCCCUUUCUUCUAUGAAUCCAUACUCCUCAUUUGGUUUGAUCAUCUUAUUUUAACUUGAAACUCUCUUAGUACUGCUUUAUCCUUCCAUACAUUAUUGUGUUUUCAUUGUGUCAUUGAGUCUCUUUACCUUUCCAUUUACCUCCAUCUGACUCCUCUUGUACAUUGGUGUGUCUUCAAUGCAUCACUGUCUCUACCUUACUAUUUACCUCCAUCUUACUCGUCUGACGCCAGGCACGUUUUAUUCUCCCAUUUGCUCCAAACAGAAGGACCAACAAGUACAGAGCUGCCCUCACCACAGAAGCACCUUUGAGAGUCCCCUGUAGUGAUGUGUGACUUGCCUCUGGGCCACAGUGAAGGACCCUGGAAUAAGUCUUGGCAUUUCUGCACUAGUGUGAGGGGAGGCAAGGAGGUGGUUAUGAUAUUAUACUCUUACCUAUGUAGUAACUGAAUUUUUUUUUCUCUUCAACUCACGUUAACCUUCAGGAACACAUGGUGAUAAGGGAAUUCUUGUUGGUGGAUGUGUGUGCUCAUUUAAGUAGUUUGUAGAUGGUGUCGGUCUGUGCGAAUGAAUGCUUUACGUGUCGAGGGUUACCUUGUCCUCGUAGCCACUAUUAGUGUAUUCUUAUAAUAAUUUCACACAGUAAUGUAUUAUGUUAUGUUAUAGGUAGCAAACACUGGAAUAUCUAUAAUGUAAAUUGAAUAUAUAACCUGAUAAUUAUCUGGUUGAAUUUUGGAAAAAGUGUGAUCUUGAUUAAAGUCCAGAAAUAAAGUGCUUCAUUAUGCUGUUAUAUUCCACACUUCUCAGGGUCAAUCUUCACUUUACAAUGCUUGUCAGUGAUGAGGGAGGAAAAGUAUGAUUGCUUUAUACUAAGGCAGGCUGCAGCAUGAGGGAGUCUUGCCAUCCAGGCUUGAGUCAGUCAGAGGUUGCAACUGCCAGGUAGUAUGGAAAAAAGUACAAGUGUGUCAUGGUACAAGCGACAAACCAAGCGACAGGUGUUUACAGCAAGCGUGCACCAAAGUUACCAGACCUAACAGUAGACUAAGGCCAACUUGCACUUGUGUAGUGAUGAUUAACUGAAAUUGUACGUUACUGUAGAUCAUUACUCGAUGUAGAACAAAUGUACUUAAAUCUAUAGAAAUUUUAUUAUCUUAUAUAGAUUUAAAACUAUUAGUAUACUCCAGAUAUAUUACAAGUCAUUUACUCAAAAGUCCCAGAUUAGCUGAAGCAAAUACUAUACAGGUAACUCUCGAUUUACGUGAGUAUUGUGUCCUUGAAGAGGUCGCGUAAAUCAAAAACAAUGUAAAUCAAACAAGAGGUAGGUUUCUAUCAAAAAAUAAAUAUUCACUCCAUUCAGUGGAGAGAGAGAGAGAGAGAGAAUAUCCAUAUCACCGAGAUAUCCACUCAGACACUCAGUCUCAGCCUCACUCGUGUGAGGAAGAAAUGAGGGACACCAUGAGCGACUGGCUAGUAUUGGUACUGGCACCAAGCAGUCUGGUACUGGUACAGUACCGUAUAGCUGGUACCGUUAGUACCAGUACCUACCCACCCCUAUUGUUGAGUAGCGUGGCAGCGUGGGUACUGUAUUGUUGUUCAAGUGGCGCGUGGGAAGAACUGAGCUCAGCUGUGUGGCCGCGGCACCAUGUGAGUCCAGUUGUGUGAGACAUCUGGUGGCCACUCCAUAAAAUAUCGCGUAUAAGUGAAAAAACAUGUAAAUUAAACAUUUAUUUGGAUUUUGGACCCCGCGUUAUUUAAAAAACGCGUAAACCAUACUCGUGUAAAUCGAGUUACCUGUAUUUCAUUAAAGAGGCUUCAUAUUAUAUCCGUGUGAAAAUCUGAAUGUUUUCAAAGUAACUUGGAAUCAAAGACACAGAGUGUGGGUGUGUGCGCAUCACUCUGGGAAGUGUGAAGUGUUUGCUGGUGGAAGUAUGUGGCUGGAGUGACCAGAUCUGCUGUGCUGGUGGUGGUGGCAAGGCAGAAGAUUAGCUGAACGAGGGAACUGUUUCACUAACGUGGUGACUGUUGGAUGUUCUUGGCAAUAUGUGCAGUUCAUUAUAUUUUCUGCUGCUUGGUUUAUGCUAAUAUAUCCUAGUUAGUUUAUCAUCAUUGUUCUCUUAUUCACUCCUGUUUUGGUGAAGUAAUUUUCUAUAAGUCCUGGUAAAUAUUAUAUACCAUUAGAUCUGUUAAUGUUCAAGGAAUUACUCAUCAAACAGCAAGAAUCUCAUGCAUAAAAACUGAAUUGUCUUGGGCACCAGAAUGCUGCCACUCAGAGGACCUAACGUGUGACAAGCAGAGUAAUAGUUUUGACAAAUCAUAAGUUAUGUUAAAGGACUUGCAGCUCACUAAGGUUCUCAUGUCCUGCCACACCAAGAGGUUGUUGUUGUGUGGGGCUGUGACUCCCGCACUCCCUUUACCACUGCUGUUGUGUGUUAAAGGCUCAAUGAGCGUCAUGUGUCCACGCAGAGAUGUGUGUUGCUAAACUGAAUUUUUUGUUUGUGUUGUACUUCUUUACUUGAGUAUUCAGUUCACUUGAGUUUUCAUUGCAUAACAAAACAGUGAAAAACUUCUGGGCAAAUGUGCAUUUCUCUUCAAAAUUUCUACAUCAUGUGAGAACAAAACAUGAGUCUAGUACAUAACCCAGACCUUUCCAGCACCACCCCUUGUUCUCUGUCCUUAACUUGCCCACCAUGUAAUUAAAACAAAUACAAAAUCUACUUGCACUACAUACUGUGAGAGCUUCCAGGCCACAGUUUCAUGUAACAUUUACCAUCCAUGAUUAUGACGAGGGAAUAUUAUUAACAUAUUACAAAUAUCUCUUAGACACCUUACUAAUUACUAAGCAUAUAUAAAAGGUUUAAGAGUAUUUUUUACUCUAUUAACUUAAUAUUUGCAAGCCACUACCACUUGGAUAUUCAAAGAACAGGCCUUCUUGCACCCAUCUGUGGCUUUGCUUCACUCUGGGGAGAACCACAGGGUAAUUAGACAACAGGACCACAUCAUUCCAGGAUUAACAGUCAUAUUCCAAGCUCUCUUUACCAAGCGAUGUCAGUUAUUACCAACUUAAAAACAAACGGCAGCUUCUAAACUUUAUUAUCUUUGUUGAAUGCUACAUACUUGACUUCAAAUUACUUUUAUCUUGUCAUCUUUGCAACAUAUUUUACUAAUAGAAAAUAAAUAUGUUAGAUGUAGCCAUUAACUCAUAAAGUGGUUUAUAGAAAGCUCAUAGGGAACAAUGUCUGGCAUACUGAUACUCUUCAAACUGAUGUUAAAAAAUGAGCUGGGCUGGUACAGUUUAUAAUAUGGUUAUUUGUCCCAACUCCCAACCACUCUCUCUCUCUUCUCAAAAACAAACAUGAAAAAUCCCUACCUUUUUAGUGGAGCUGGAUCACUAUUUUAGUCUGUCUGGGUUUAUGUUUUGGUGAGGUUAAGAUACUGUCCUCUACAUCCACUGCCAAAAUAACAUCUUUGUGCGACGCUUUGUUAAAGUUUUAUUUGCGAAAAACUGGGGAACACGGCCCCGGAAACCAUUAGUAGGUCAUAUUAGGCUGUCAAGGAUUGCUCUUCGUGGCAUGUGGUCCUGUUAUCUAAUAUUACUUACUAUGCUUCCUUGUGUAUGGUAAAAUGGUUGUACUGUAUUCAUGAUUAUCUCCUUACCUCCUCCCCUAAAGAAAACAUCUUUGUAUUAUUUUAGCACAUGGUUCUUGCAGACCUUGUAGUUAGUUAGUUAGCUUAACUUUCUCGCUGUAUUGCCACGGAAGGCUUCAUUCAAGGUUGUGGUGCAUAGUAUACUUCUUUUAGUGCUCCUGAUGUCUCUCGUGCUUUGUGCUUUAUGACACCUAAGCAAACCUGAGCGUCACUUACCCCCAGGAUGUGUUAUGCAGCUAGUACACACCAGAGCCAUAAAAUAGGAGAGUUUGCCCAGCUUCAUUACAGGCACCAUGUUGUUACCGAAUGAGCCUUGUGAAAUUCAAAUGGUGCUGAUAUAAAAGUAUUUUUUUUAUGCUCUCUGCCCUCCUUCGAGAUCCUUAUGACACCUAAAGCACACAAAAAAACACUAUUAUAACAGCAUCAAUUAGAAUUUCAUGCGGCUCUUUUGGUGACAACAUGGCACCUGUGAUGAAGUUGGCCAAACUCUCCUAUUCUAGUGCUCUGCUACAUACCAAUCCAAUUUGGCAGCACUGCUUGCCAGUCCAUCUGGAGUCCUUACAUAGCAGAGACUAGUCCUUCUGUUUGGAGUCUUCGGUAGCUCCAGACAGAAGAAUUGAUAAGUACAGUGCUUCUGCUCUUUACAUUGGAGCUUAGAAAGUCCUCUGUUGGUAUGCUUAAUUAAGAAUAACACUUCUUUGUCCUGGCAGCUUUCACCCCAUGUUCAUUUAGGGUUGCUGUUUUGGGGUUGUGGCUUGAGGUUUAAGACCAAAUGCCCUUCCUAAUGUCAAGCGAUAGCACUGGGGUUCAAACCGCCUCGCCCCGACUCGUCACAACGUGGCCAAACACCUUAAUCCACUACACCAAUCUGGAAAAUAAAGCUGAGGUGCAAUACCUAACUAUGUUCAGAGUGCAGCUUGAUCAACUUUAAUUAUUUUGACAAAAUUCAUCUUCAUCAGCUUAAUUUGCUUGAGCAGUUUUGUUUCCUAAGAGGCUUGUAAUGGGAAGGAUAACAGUGUGGAGGCUUCUUGGGGGCUGUCAGGGGUGGAGGUGCUGAGUGAGUGAAGCAACGUGCCCCCUGGUGUAUGCUCUUCAUUAGUUAGUUUAUUUGGUUUCCAAUGUGGUAUUGGUCUGGUGUACUAAUUGGGGAGUAUCCCUUACCUAGCAAAGGUUACUUCUUAGUUCCUCUACUACUGAUAAAUGAAGCAUUUCAAGAUAACAUGGACAUAAGCAAACAUAACUAUGUACACUGUUUGAACUAACUUGACAUAUAAGCUCCUCCCCUUCCCCAUUUAGUUCAUAUCAUUGGCCCCUUCACAAGCAGGCCACGCCCCUUUCCCAACUUAGGAUGCAUAUGAUUGGUGGAUUCUGGAUAAUGAGCUGGUGUGGUCUUAUUUGUAAUGUUGAUGUGGGCAGGUCUUGGGUUCCCUGAGCACCUGUACCCAUCAAGGAGGAAGGAAGAGGCUGAGUAUUUAGGGAUGGAGGCAUUUUGAUGGAAUAUGCACAGUCUAUCUCAACCACAUAUUUUUGUAUGCAACCUUUUUGUUAGCACAUGAAGAUUUGGGUGAAUAAACAUAUGACUAGGA
Messenger RNA from Eriocheir sinensis (Chinese mitten crab), 11937 nucleotides. Its product is annotated as RNA-binding protein RO60-like. The transcript has 13 exons. Gene Ontology annotation, cellular component: ribonucleoprotein complex. The coding region runs from base 564 to 2354 and encodes 596 amino acids. Gene Ontology annotation, molecular function: RNA binding. NCBI's taxonomy places the organism in Eukaryota, Metazoa, Arthropoda, Malacostraca, Decapoda, Varunidae. The record is from RefSeq and is a predicted model, not a curated record.